This is a messenger RNA of Colletotrichum abscissum, 1599 nucleotides long. RefSeq names its product myo-inositol transporter. The transcript has 3 exons. Gene Ontology annotation, molecular function: myo-inositol:proton symporter activity. The record is from RefSeq and is a predicted model, not a curated record. The coding region runs from base 1 to 1599 and encodes 532 amino acids. NCBI's taxonomy places the organism in Eukaryota, Fungi, Ascomycota, Sordariomycetes, Glomerellales, Glomerellaceae. Gene Ontology annotation, cellular component: membrane. Gene Ontology annotation, biological process: myo-inositol import across plasma membrane.
AUGGGAUUGCCCGAUGAUUCCUCCAAGCAGGGCGUCCAGCACGUCGAGCAGAACAAUGCAGUCAGCGACGCAGUCAAGGCCAUAGAGAACCGUGACCUAGAGCGGAUCGAGGAAACCAAGCCAGGUACCUUUGUCUGGCUCUGUGUUGCGGCAACCGCGAUCGGAGGCAUGCUCUUUGGCUACGAUACUGGCGUCAUCUCCGGAGUUCUUGUUGUUAUCGGUCAAGACCUCGACAAUAAAGACCUGACUCACUCAGAAAAGGAGUUGAUCACGGCAGUCACCGCAGCCGGAGCCUUGAUUGGCGCCGUCAUUGCCGGUAUUACUGCUGACAAGUACGGAAGAAAGCCUGCUAUCUGGUUCGCCUCUAUCCUCUUUACGAUCGGUGCCCUGCUCCAGGCUACCUCUUUCACGAUUGCGCAAAUGACCGUUGGUCGACUUGUGAUCGGCUUUGGUGUCGGCUCUGCAUCCAUGAUCGUGCCAUUAUACAUCGCAGAGAUUUCCCCUGCCAGAUUCAGAGGCCGAAUGAUCUCAAUCGACAUGAUCUUCCUUGGUGCCGGAUCUGUGCUUGCGUACGCUUUCGCCGCGGCCUUCAACACGACCGCACACGGCUGGAGAUACAUGGUUGGGAUCGGCGGGGUUCCUUCAAUCAUACUCGGUAUUCUCCUUUUCUGGUGUCCAGAGUCACCUCGUCAACUCAUGUUCCACGGCAACCGAAACGACUGUAUCCGGGUUCUGCGACAAAUCUACCCCAACGGCAGUGAAGAUGAAAUCGCGGACAAAGUGAUCUCCAUUGAGCGCGGCGUCAACCAAGCCAAGGUCCUCAACGAAGAAAUUUCCCUCCGAAAGUCUGUCACCAGCCUAUUCAAGGUCCCAGCCAACCUGCGAGCAGUUACCUCAGCUUGUGGCCUUAUGGCUGCCCAGCAGCUCUGCGGGUUUAAUACACUUAUGUAUUACAGUUCCAGUUUAUUCCAGAUCGUCGGCUUCUCGAACCCCGUUGCUGUUGGUACCGUUGUAGCAGGCACCAACUUCAUCUUCACAGUAUUGUCAAUCUUCCUUAUUGACAGAAUCGGCCGGCGAAGAAUCCUGCUCUGGACGAUGUGGGGUAUGCCUGUCUGCCUUGCCGUUGCCGCCAUUGCGUUCCACUGGAUCCCCUUGGACAACAACACUCUAGAGCUGACCACCAAGGAAGUUGGUUGGCCCGCAACCCUGGUCCUGGUUGCAAUGAUCAUGUUCGUGGCCUUCUACGCUGCGGGUUUGGGCUGUGUCCCGUGGCAGGCGAACGAGUUUCUCCCUAUGGAAGUCCGAGCUAUGGGGACCAUGAUGAUCAACAUCUUCAACUGGGGUCCGAACAUCAUCGUCUCUUCGACGUUCUUGUCAAUGAUGCGAGGCAUGACCCCAUCAGGCACGUUUGGUUUAUACGCUGGGCUAUCUUUCUUGGGCUGGGUGUUUGUGAUCUUCUGCUUCCCUGAAGCAGCGAACAUGACGUUGGAGGAGAUCAGGGUAGUUUUCGAGCACGGAUUCGGCGUGAGAUAUGCCGAGGAAUGGCGAAAGCAGAGGAAACUCGAUGUCCAAGCCCGGAAGGAGGAGAACACCGUGUGA